ACUGCCACUUCAUUUCACCGUUCUGUCGAAAUCACCACUUGGAUUUUCUCUCUCUGUAAAAACCUCUCGCGCUCUUCUGUCUCUCUCUCUUUAGAUCUCGUACGCAGUCGCGCACAACUAAUGUAAACUAAUUUUUUUGGAUAAGCUAAAUGUUCUCGGAAAAUUUUUAAUUUUCUUGGGAAAAUUUUCGAGAUGGACGAGAUCUUCUUUGAUAUGAUGGAGUUUUUGAAGAGACCUUCGAUAACCGAAACAUUUGUCGACAUUCUGCUAUGUGCAGUACCUAUUUGGCUGGCCGUGAUGAUUGGCAUGGUGAUCGGCUGGUCGUGGCGGCCGAGAUGGACCGGAUUGGUGUUCCUGGGUGUCCGGAGCAAAUUCAGGUUCAUCUGGACCGCGCCGCCCGGGUUCGGUGCUCGUAGGCUGUGGCUCGCUGUUACGGCUCUUUCGGCUGUCUCGGCUUGCCGCGCGCUUUGGAAUAAUUUCAAAAGUAAAAGCGUGAAAUCUGCUUCCGGUCCGGUGCCUGCGCCGAUGGCCGCGGUGGGAAGCGGCGAUGAUAUAAGCCCCAGUAGUGUAACUGUAGAGAGAGAGCAGGAUGUUGUUACAGAGAAUGAUUUAGAGCACCUAUUGCAUCUACUUGAAGGGAAGGAUGGAGAGAUGGAAUGGCAAAGACUGAUGGAGAGGUCCAACCCAAACAUGACAUACCAAGCUUGGCGCCAUGAGCCUGAGACAGGUCCUACAGUUUACCGUAGUAGAACUGUCUUUGAGGGUGCAACUCCAGAGUUGGUCAGAGAUUUCUUUUGGGAUGAUGAGUUUCGACCAAAGUGGGAUCCUAUGCUUACAUACUUUAAAAUAUUGGAGGAGUGCCCUCAUACUGGGACAAUGGUUGUUCACUGGAUAAAAAAGUUCCCUUUUUUCUGCAGUGAUCGAGAAUAUGUCAUUGGUAGGAGAAUAUGGGAGGCUGGAAAGACUUAUUAUUGUGUGACCAAGGUACUGGUUGGAGUUUAGACUCCCAGAUUUAGG
Pistacia vera is the source of this 1017-nucleotide messenger RNA. RefSeq lists its product as uncharacterized. The transcript is spliced from 4 exons. Lineage: Eukaryota; Viridiplantae; Streptophyta; Magnoliopsida; Sapindales; Anacardiaceae. The coding region runs from base 193 to 1002 and encodes 269 amino acids. The record is from RefSeq and is a predicted model, not a curated record. Gene Ontology annotation, molecular function: lipid binding.